This is a messenger RNA of Papaver somniferum (opium poppy), 3432 nucleotides long. RefSeq lists its product as uncharacterized. Gene Ontology annotation, molecular function: RNA-DNA hybrid ribonuclease activity; nucleic acid binding. The transcript is spliced from 8 exons. NCBI's taxonomy places the organism in Eukaryota, Viridiplantae, Streptophyta, Magnoliopsida, Ranunculales, Papaveraceae. The record is from RefSeq and is a predicted model, not a curated record. Bases 1 to 3432 code for a protein of 1143 amino acids.
AUGGAAGAGGAAAUAAAUAUUCAUAUGAAUGGAGGAACUGAAAAUCUUACUCCAUCAAAAAUUCUACAAAUUGCUGAAGAUAAUGUAGUGGAGAAAAGUGUUAUCAAGUUCAUUAAUGGCAAAGAUGGCUCAGUAUCUGAGGAGAAAGUCCCAACUACAUCUUGGGGCCUGAGGAGACCUAGGGCUCAAGAUAAACUAAGGUCUCUAAUAAAUCAGUUUCAACCUUCUUUAGUGUUUAUAGCUGAACCAAAAAUAAAUUGUAGUGCAUCUUUCUGCAAUAAGUUGAAUCUUCCAGGAAUGCAAAAUAUGGUGAUUCAUAACUCAACAUCAAAUAAAAAAGGGAACAUAUGGUUGUUUUGGAAUAAGAAAUUUCCUACACCUACUGUUGUCUCCAUGUCAAGUCAGAUGAUUACAGUCAGCAUUGGGGGAAAUUUGGUGUCUGGAGUUCAUGCUCAUGUGAAUGCUGUUCAAAUAAGAUAUUUAUGGUCUGAGAUGGAAGCAAUAAGUGACUUACAACUUCCUUGGCUAGCAAUUGGUGACUUUAAUGCCAUCACAACAGCAAUGGAAAAAGCAGGGGGGAAGCCAGCUAAUACAAUAAAUAUGCUUGAGUUUAACACUUCUCUUGACAAAUGUGAGCUUCAACAAUCUCCUAAAUCAGGACUUGAGUACUCUUGGUCAAAUUGUCAGCAUGGUGCAAGAAGAAUCUUAUGCAAUCUUGAUAGAGCAGUAUUCAACAAUUUAUGGAUUCAAAAACAUGGUGGAUGGAGUUAUAAGGUUGAAAUGAGAAUAACAUCUGAUCAUUCUCCUUUACUGGGAGGAUGUGUUGCUUGUCCUAAGACAAAAAAUGUUCCACAAAAAUUUCAGAAGAUUUGUUCUAGUGGAUUGGGAUGGAGAGUGUUUGGUAAUGUGAAUGUGCAAAUAAAAGAAGCUGAAAAAGAAGUUCAAGAAGCAACAAAGUUGUCUGAUGCUCAUCCUCUCAAUGAAGAAUUCUUGGAUAAAUUGGUGGAAGCUGAAAAUAAUCUAAAUUCUAAAGAAGUUCAUUUGACUACAAUGUUGAAGUUGAAGGCAAGAACCAAAUGGUUCAAAGAAGGCUCUGCAAACACAAGAUUCUUUCAUGCAAAGCUGAAGGUAAGGCAAGCUAGAAACUCCAUUACUGAAUUGGAAGAUGCUAAUAAUGAAACUGUCACAGAUCAAAGUAAAGUUGCAAAAAUUCUUAUAGAUUACUUUGAGGAUAAAUUCAAAUUUAAAGAGGUAGACAUUGAAGAAUCUUUACUUGAAGUAAUUCCAAAAGCUAUCACAGAAGCAGAUCAAGCAAUGCUAGAUGCAAUUCCUUCAAGUGAAGAAAUAAAGAAAAUUAUUUUUGAAAUGGAUCCUGAAAGUUCUCCUGGUCCAGAUGGCUUUUCAGGCAGUUUUUACAGGUCAUGUUGGCAAGUAAUUCAAGAUGAUGUAGUGAAUGCAGUCCAAUUCUGCUGGAAGAGAAGAUUCAUUCCAAUGGGCUUAAACUCAAAUUUUCUAGUGCUUUUACCAAAAAUUGAAGGUGCAAGAUCUCCUAAACAAUUUAGACCAAUUGGGUUGAGGAAUGUAAGUUUCAAAAUCUUCACCAAAAUCAUAACAUCCAGAAUGUCAAGUCUCAUGCACAAGUUCAUAUCUCCACAGCAAGCUGCAUACAUAAAGGGGAGGAAUAUACAAGACCAAAUAGUUCUUGCUUCUGAGAUGAUUAAUGAAAUGAAGAAGAAGAGAAGAGGAGUCACUUGGUGUCAAUGGUUAAAUACCUUACUUGAAUCUGAAAAAGUCUCAGUAAUGAUAAAUGGUGGUCCUAAUGGCUUCUUCUCAGUUGGUAGAGGAUUAAGACAAGGAGAACCACUAUCUCCAAUUCUUUUUGUUCUAAUGGAAGAUGUUAUUAAUAAAAAUAUUUCCAAAUUGGUAGUUGAAGCAAAGAAAAGCAUUCAAAAUCUAAUGAAGCUCCUAGAAGUCUAUCAGAAAAAUUCAGGUCAGCUGAUUAAUAAAAGUAAAAGCAAGCUCUUUGUGGAUGGAACAACAGCUGCAAGGACUAUGCAAAUUAAAGAACUAAUACAAAUGGAAGUAAGUUCUUUACCUGAUAAAUAUUUAGGUGUAAUUCUUCAAGCUGGCAGAGUGAAAAUUUCAACAAUUUGGCCAAUGGUAGAGCUCUUGCAAAAGAAACUGGCUACUUGGAAAGUACUUAGUAGCAUACCAAUCUAUAGCAUGUCAGCGUAUAUGUGUCCAAAAACAGUAAUCAAAAUUUGUGAGAGGAUAAUCAGAAACUUCCUGUGGUCUGGAGAUGGAGAAACUAGAAAGUUUAAAACUUUCUCAUGGAGAAAGUGGAAGAAUAAUUGGCAACUUUCAUCAAUCUGGCCAGGUCUGAAAUAUGAUUGGAAUUACUUAAAAGAAAAUAUAAGGUGGUGCACAGGAAAUGGUCAAAAAAUAUCCAUUUGGUUUGAUUCUUGGAUUGGAAAUUCUCCCAUCAUUGAGAAUAUUGGAUUUACUUAUUAUGUUAAAGCUCACAUCAGCAUGAAGGUGUCAGACUUACUCAAGAAAGGCAAAUGGGAUUUACCUGAUCAGCUUAAAAUCAUUCUUUCUGAUUUCACUCUGCCUGAAAUUGGUAUUGGAAAUGAUGAUCUAAUUUGGACAGGUGACAUCAAAGUGUGGAAUAAUGCUAAAGGCAAGAGUCUAUUCAUUAAAGAAUGUUGGGGCAUCACUGCUUGUGCAAUCUUAAGAGAUAUGUGGUUUCAAAAGAAUAAGAUGAUUUUUGAGCAAGUGAAGCCAAACAUUCAAAGUUUCAAGAGAAGAAUUAAAAGGACAACCCUUGAGGGAGGAGUCAAAAUAAAAGGUCACAAAUGGAGUGCUGAAAUUGAUGACCAGGUAAUCCUCUUUUUUAAAUUGAAACCAAGAAAUCUUAAAUAUCAAUACAUAAAACCUUGUUAUUGGAUUCCACCAAGAACUGGAGUUGUCAUGUUUUGUUGUGAUGGGGCAUCAUUUGGAAAUCCAGAAGCAGCUGGUUUUGGUGUGGUAAUAAGAGAUCAUUUAUGUCAAGUAUUGGGAGUUAUCUCAGGAGGAAUUGGCAUUGCAACAAAUUACAUUGCAGAGGUAUAUGAAAUCAUCUGUGUAGUUGAGUUAGCUGUGGAAUGGCAGAUUCAAGAAGUAAUUCUCAACUCAGAUUCCAAAACAGUGGUGACUGAAUUUGCAGGAAACAAAAUGCCAUGGUUUGUCAGAAUGAUAUGGAACAAAGCAAUUGCUAAGAUUCACUCUCUCCAGUUCAGGAAAAAUUUCAGGGAAACCAACUUUUCUGCAGAUACAGCUGCAAAAAAGGGAGCUCUACUGGCAGCAGGUCAAAGAGAGAUCUACUAUGGAAGACCAAGUUUUUUUUUAUCAAGGAUAGAAUUGCCUGACAUAGCAUAUUACAGAAUGUGCUAG